Lodderomyces parapsilosis is the source of this 3006-nucleotide messenger RNA. It is a transcript of the gene RAD1, whose product is annotated as ssDNA endodeoxyribonuclease. Gene Ontology annotation, biological process: resolution of meiotic recombination intermediates; double-strand break repair via single-strand annealing, removal of nonhomologous ends; double-strand break repair via homologous recombination. Gene Ontology annotation, cellular component: nucleotide-excision repair factor 1 complex. The record is from RefSeq and is a predicted model, not a curated record. Bases 1 to 3006 code for a protein of 1001 amino acids. The transcript has a single exon. Gene Ontology annotation, molecular function: damaged DNA binding; single-stranded DNA binding; single-stranded DNA endonuclease activity. NCBI's taxonomy places the organism in Eukaryota, Fungi, Ascomycota, Pichiomycetes, Serinales, Debaryomycetaceae.
AUGUCGUCGUUGUUCGUUCAAGAUGAAGAUGGUUUAGAAGAGCAACAAUCGGAGUUGAUUCAUCAACAGCAACAAGAGGUUAAUGCGGAGCCGCAGCCAUCGAGCUCACAAACUCAAACUUCAAGAAGGCAGCAAUCAGAGACUUCUAUCCCGGUUGUAUUCCAUGAUGAAUCAACGAUCCCAAUAUAUCCUCAUCGUGAAGUUAACUGUUCUCUACCGUUAAAGUACCAGCAACAAAUACUCGAGGAGAUGUUGGUGAAAGACGCGUUAUUGAUACUCGGACGAGGUUUGGGGUGGGAGACAAUCACGAGCAAUUUACUAUUUUCACUCAGUUCUCCAUUCAUUCAGUUGGACAAAACCCGAAAGAAGAAAAGUUUGGUCUUUUUGUUGAAUGCCAAAGAUUCGGAAAUUAUACGAUUGAGUGAAGAGUUGGAUGAUUUGAGUUGGAUUAAUGAUGAUACUAGCAACAGAUUUGUGACGGUUUCUGGAGAGUCUCAAUCAUCAAAGCGAAAAUCGAUCUACUUAGAAGGAGGGAUAAUCUCAAUUACCCCUCGUGUGUUGGUUGUUGAUAUUUUGUCGGGGAUAUUAGAUGUUAAUGACAUAACAGGACUUUUUGUGUUACAUGCUGAACGAAUCAAGGAAACAUCCAAUGAUGCGUUUAUAAUAAGUUUGUUUCGUGAUAAAAAUGAUUGGGGGUUUAUCAAGGCAUUCUCCGAUGAGCCUGAAUCUUUUACUGGGUUUACUCCUUUGGCAACAAAGUUAAAGAUACUACGAGUUUCAAAUGUUAGUCUUUGGCCUCGUUUCCACGUUACAGUAACCCAAUCAUUUCAAUACCACAAGAAAAAGGAGAGUAAACGGUAUGUCACCGAGAUCAAUACCCAAAUGUCGUACAAGAUGAAUAAAAUUCAAGCGGCGCUAUUAUCUUGUAUACAAGCCUGUCUUGGCGAAUUGAAGCGACAUAACCCGACAUUGGCCACCGAGUAUUGGGAUAUGGAAAACAUACACGAUCCAAAUUUUGUUCGUAUAAUUCGAAUAGCGUUGGAUCCUCAAUGGCAUAGAUUGACAUAUACUACAAAGCAGUUGAUUAAUGAUAUUGGGAUAUUACUUGACUUGUUGGAGAAUUUGGUGACGUUGGACUCGGUUACAUUCUACCAAAUUGUGAAGAACAUAGUGGAUGUAAAUUUGAAACAAAGUUUGGAAGGGAUGAAUCGGUCAAUGAGUCCGUGGUUGAAUCUCGACGAAUCUCAGACGGUUAUUCAAUACGCAAAGGAUAGAGCAUUGGGGAAACACAAUGGAGAGUAUAUUUUGGAGGAGUUACCAAAAUGGAAUCAAUUGGGAAUAUUGAUUGAUGACAUAUUGCACGAAAAGGCAGUAAACGGUACUGACAAUAGCGGAAGAAUUCUAAUCAUGUGUUCCAGUAGGAAAGUCGCCAACCAAUUAAAUCGGAUUUUGUCAACUAUGAAGGAAAAGAAGCUGGGAAGUAGGACACACUUCUCAUCUCGGUCAUAUAUGAUGAACAGGCUUCGUGAUUAUCUACAGUAUAAAAAAAUUAGUUCAUUAGUGAAGAAAAUUUCAAACGAAUUAGAACAUGCAAAUGAAGGAAAUGAAGGUGCUUCUGCGGAUUCAGAAAUAACCGUGUCCAAGACAUUUUCUCGAAACGGGCAACCAGUAAGUAAGAGACGGCGAACCAGGGGUGCAAGUGUGGUUGCGCGAGUGCAUCAGUUACAUACAGGAAGUCACGAUGGUGAAAACGAAAAUGACGAAGAGCGAGAGAAUUCUAGUAUAGUAGACUUGUUGGCUGAUGAAGAUGAGGCGAAUGAGGUGGAAGGUGAAUUAUCAGGCAUGAUCGACACAUUUCAUGAAUUAAGCUUUGAUUGGAUCAAUAGCAAUGACCAAAUAAUAGUGCAAGUCUACAAUGACAAGCAUGAUGCCUCAUUUUUGGAAGAACUAUCACCUUCGUACAUCAUCAUGUACGAGCCAGACUUGUCAUUUAUUCGAAGAAUUGAAAUUUACCAAGCCAUACAGAGUCAAAAUCCAGCCAAAGUGUAUUUCAUGUAUUAUGGAAACUCAGUUGAAGAGCAAAAACACUUGUUGCGAAUUAAAAAGGAGAAGGAUGCAUUUACAAGGUUAAUUAGAGAAAAGGCAAAUUUGGGCAAGCAUUUUGAAACUGCUGAUGACAAUGUCAAAUUCCAAACUCAUAGAUCACAAGUUGUCAAUACAAGAAUAGCCGGUGGAGCCAAAUUCCGUACUGAGCACGAUGAAAUGCGAGUAGUUGUUGAUGUAAGAGAAUUUGGGUCUUCAUUACCCAACUUGUUGUACAAGAUUGGUAUUCAAGUUGUUCCAUGUAUGAUCACCGUGGGGGAUUAUAUCGUUUCACCACAAAUUUGCAUCGAAAGAAAAUCUAUUCCUGAUUUGAUUGGUAGUUUUAAGAGUGGUCGUCUUUAUAACCAGUGUGAACAAAUGUUUAAACAUUAUGACUUGCCAGUAUUGUUGAUCGAGUUUGAUGAAAACAAGUCGUUUUCAUUAGAAUCAUUUAGUGAGUCGAAAUUCAUCAAGACUAAGGCCAAUUUAUCCAGAUCAAUGACUACUUCAUUGGAUAAUCAAUUGCGUCAAAAUCUACAAUCACAAAUUUUUUCCUUACUUUAUUCAUUCCCUAAAUUGAAAAUUAUCUGGUCUUCGUCACCUUAUGAAACAGCACAAAUCUUUCUUGAACUAAAGGCGAAUCAAGAUGAACCAGAUGUUGGUAUGGCUUUAGAGAAGGGGGUCAACAAGAGUUUAAUUACCCCAAGAGGAGCAAGAGUUGAUGGUGGUCCAGUAAUCCUCAAUGAUGAUCCUAUUGAUUUCAUUAGAAAUAUACCGGGAAUCAACAAUCUGAAUAUCUACAAAAUUGUACAACGAGUGGAAAAUAUUAGUGAGUUGGUUAAAUUGUCACAAGAUGAAUUGGUCGAUUUAUUGGGGGCUGAAAAUGGCCAUAAAGCGUAUAACUUUUUCAAUAGAACUGUUUAG